CUGGGGCUAGACGACACGGAGAUCCCGGAAGUGAGGCGAAGGUUCGGUCAGAGGCGCAGCGGCUGCGGCGGGUCCUCGGAAAGUCGUCGUCAUGUCUACGGCUAUGAACUUCGGGACGAAAAGCUUCAAGCCGAGGCCGCCGGACAAAGGCGCUUUUCCUCUGGAUCAUUUCGGUGAAUGUACAGCUUUCAAAGAAAAAUUCAUGAAGUGUCUGAGGGAGAACAGCUUUGAGAACGCAUUGUGCAGGCAGGAAUCAAAGGAAUAUUUAGAAUGCAGAAUGGAGAGACAACUUAUGGCCAAAGAACCACUGGCAAAAUUGGGAUUUAAAGACCUAAUAGAAGAAAAAUCAGAAACCCAACCGGAGACAUUGUGAUGAAGAGA
Molecule: messenger RNA, 381 nt
Organism: Lacerta agilis (Sand lizard)
Lineage: Eukaryota; Metazoa; Chordata; Lepidosauria; Squamata; Lacertidae
Product: cytochrome c oxidase assembly protein COX19
Exons: 3
Coding region: 92-373 (93 amino acids)
Biological process (GO): mitochondrial respiratory chain complex IV assembly
Cellular component (GO): mitochondrial intermembrane space
Source: RefSeq, a predicted model, not a curated record